This is a messenger RNA of Pistacia vera, 2142 nucleotides long. Its product is annotated as alpha-farnesene synthase-like. The record is from RefSeq and is a predicted model, not a curated record. Gene Ontology annotation, biological process: diterpenoid biosynthetic process. Bases 258 to 1907 code for a protein of 549 amino acids. Gene Ontology annotation, molecular function: magnesium ion binding; terpene synthase activity. NCBI's taxonomy places the organism in Eukaryota, Viridiplantae, Streptophyta, Magnoliopsida, Sapindales, Anacardiaceae. The transcript has 7 exons.
UACCCCCCCGUGUUUCAUGUGACUGUAAUUUGCAAGUCAAUGUUCAUUCUUUACCGCAAUUAAUUUUCCGAAACUUCUGUCCAAUUGCCUAUACAUGUAUAUAACAUAGCGAAGCAUGCAAACCAAAGAACAACCAACAGCUUUCCGAUUUCCAUAUUACUCUCUGAACAUAUCCAAUUUCCAUAUUACUUUCUUGAACUAUCAUCCUGGAUCAAACGAAGCAGCUUCAAUCUCAACAACAAUAUCUGUAUUGCCAGAUGAAGUCCGAAGCCUCUGAUAUUAUACCACCAAGACAUAACUCUGCCACUUAUAAGCCAAGCAUUUGGAAAUAUGAUUUCAUACAGUCCCUUCAUACCAAAUAUGAGCAGGAAGAGGGAUAUAGACUCCGGGCUGAUACAUUGAAAGAGGACGUGAAACGUAUGUUUGUUGAAGUCAUAGACGUUUUAGCUAAGCUAGAACUAAUUGACAACAUCAGGAUAUUAGGUCUGUCCACCUUCUUUGAGGACGAAAUUCAGGAAGCUUUAGAUGACAUAGCUUCAAUUCAGAAUGAUAAAUCUUGUGUAGAAGAGGACCUUUAUGCCACUGCUUUAAGCUUUAGGCUCUUCAGGCAGCAUGGCUAUGAAAUUUCACAAGAUAUCUUUAGUGGCUUCAUGGAUGAAGAUGGUUCAUUUUCAACGACAAAAUGUAGAGAUGCGAAAGGAUUGAUCGAACUAUUUGAAGCCUCAAAUCUGGCUUUAGAGGGUGAAAACAUUUUGGACAAGGCUAAAGUUUUCUCAAUUGGAACCCUGAAAGAUAUCCAUUGUUGUAAUUUGGAUAGUGAACUUGCGGAGAAAGUUGCCCAUGCUUUGGAACUUCCUUUGCACAGAAGAGUGCCGUGGUUUGAAGUCAGAUGGCACAUGAACGCUUACGAGAAGGAAAAACAAAUGAACGCAAGUUUAUUGGAGUUAGCAAAACUCAACUUUAAUAGGGUUCAAGCCACACUCCAAAAUGAUCUUAGGGAGGUUUCCAGGUGGUGGAGGAAUCUUGGCCUAAUUGAGAAAUUAAAAUUUACCAGAGAUCGACUGGUUGAAAGCUUCAUGUGUGCAGUGGGACUUGUUUAUGAGACUGAGUUCAGCUGUUUUAGAAUAUGGCUCACUAAAGUCGUUAUCUUCAUACUAGUGAUCGAUGAUAUUUAUGACAUUUAUGGUUCAUUGCAACAACUAAAACACUUCACCAAUGCUGUUGAUAGAUGGGAUUCCAAGGAAAUUGAACAUCUGCCAGAGUGUAUGAAGAUAUCUUUUCAGGCACUGUAUGACACUACUAACGAAGUCGCUUAUGAAAUUCAGAAGAAGGGUUGGAACGAUUCCGUCUUACCUCAACUGAAGAAAGUGUGGGCAGAAUUUUGUAAAUCAUUAUUUGUGGAAGCGAAGUGGUACCACGAUGGACAUACCCCAUCCCUGCAAGAGUAUUUGAGUAAUGCAUGGAUUUCAUCAUCCGGUACAGUGCUUUCUGUCCAUUCAUUUUUCUCAAUAAUGAAUGAGGCCACAGUGGAAAUGAUAGAAUUUCUCAGGAAAAAUCAGGAACUCGUGUACAAUUCAUCUCUAGUAAUCCGGCUAUGCAAUGAUCUAGGCACUUCAGCGGUGGAACUGGAGAGAGGUGAUGUAGCUUCAUCAAUCUUGUGUUAUAUGAGAGAAUUGGAUGUAUCAGAGGAGAUAGCUCGGAGUCAUAUUAAAGAAAUGAUAAAUAAUAGUUGGACAAGUAUUAAUGGACACUGUUUCACCCAAUCGUCUUUGCUGAAACCAUUUGUGAAUAUUACCACAAACUUUGCACGUGUGGCGCACUGUCUUUACCAGAAUGGAGAUGGUUUUGGAGUUCAAGACCGUGAUACUAAGGAGCAAAUCCUCUCUUUACUCAUCAAACCUAUUUAAAACUAUACAUGAGUUUCAAGUUUAAUUAUAAGGUUUCCAAGCUUUCAAUUAAUAAGUAUGUAUGAUAGUGUAAGUUAUGUACGUUGAGAUUCCAGUACAUAAUAAUGUACUGUUGAAGAAUUUACGAUAGUCAUGAAAUCCUCUCCUGCUUCCAAAUUCGAAUUAUAUAUGCUGUCUAAUUUAAUCUGUUACUUUAUUUAAUGUAAUAAUCGGACUCAGAAAUUAAGUGCAAUAA